AUGGGAAGACAGUCACCGUUGCAGAUGCUUACGAAGAGCAUCACAGACUUGAGCGACAUAGUGGUUUUUGGCUCGCCAUGCACGGUCCAUAGAGAUGCGCGUAACAAGUCGCUGGGGGAGCGUGGAAAACAAGGCAUCAUCAUCGGCAAGGGCGAUGAAAUGAAGGGCUACAGGGUUUAUUUGCCAAGGGAGAAGUCCGUCGUCGUCACACAGCACGUUCGAAACGUGGAGACACUGACCAAGGAGCAGAAUGCGCAAUUACGUCGUGUACAUUCGACGGUUAAAGAUGGAGAAAAUGGCGAGCGUGGCGGUUAUGCGUCGAUGAAUAACCCAGUACUGGUUCUAUGA
Messenger RNA from Peronospora matthiolae, 348 nucleotides. The record is from the annotation of a GenBank genome assembly. Lineage: Eukaryota; Oomycota; Peronosporomycetes; Peronosporales; Peronosporaceae.